UAACAUUGCAAUAUUUUUUCUAGGGACUCUUGGUGACCCAAGUCUUGGGGCAAACACUACAUUCCCGAAUGAUAUUUCCCUGUUCAGUGGACCUAGAAGUAUCCUCGGUCGCGCUCUUGUUGUGUACGAUCGACUCGGUCAACCGCUGACGUGCGCCGUCGUCAGGAAUCAAACUGUCGACAAUUUAUCGUUGAGAGAGACGGUCUUGGAGGCGCGUUUUCCGGCCCCCGUCGCCGGUGUGGUUACGUUUCGUCAAGUCCUAGACGACCGGACGUCCGCACGGUACGACACUCAGAUUCUCGUCGAUCUCUUCAGCAAUGAUGGUAGUCCGACGGCAGCAAACAGCAGCUGGUAUCUCGUUCUUGGCCAGGCAACCGAUCCUUCGAGUUGUAGCCGACUUGCAGCAAACCCAAUCAAGAGAACUUGCAAGGAGGAUCGAUGCUUUACUAUAUAUCUAGUGGAGAAACACGGUCACCUGACCGUUCCACAGGGCCGAGGACGACGAUACUUUUUUACAGACAGCAAUUUGCCGUUGGACGACAUCACCGAGAUGUCUCUCGUUGUUGCCCAUCCGCAGAGCGACAGAUAUGCUUGUGCUGCCUUGCGGCCUCAGCUCGGGGUCGUGGCAAGAUUUGAUGGUGACGUCAAGGGCCACAUCAGCAUUCUACCUCAAGUCGUCGGCUCUCUCUUGCAAGUCAAUCUGACGGGACUCGCGGGUAAGGCGGGAGGAUACCACGUCCAUCAGUUUCCCGUUGCGAACGGCAGCUGCAGCACGACCGGUGGUCAUUUUAACCCGUUCAAUAUCCAGUAUCAGUCGAACGCAAUGAAUGGAUCUUCGGAUCAGUUCGAGGUGGGAGAUCUCAGCGGAUUGUUUGGCUCUUUGGAAAGAGACGAGGCCGUGUUCACGACGUUCUCUCGCAACCUUCUUUCCGAAGGUCUGCAUGGUAUUCUAGGCCGCUCUAUAGUCAUUCACCACAAAGACCAGUCGCGCUGGCAGUGCGCCACUCUAGAGCCUCUGCCACCUCAUGGACAAGCAGUGACCAAGUACACAGCUGAAGCUCGUUUUGACGGCAACUACGAAGGCUACGUCAAAUUGACUCAGUAUGAAAUCGGAGAAAAAGUGUACACGGGUACGGUAGUUGAAAUUGACAUACGCAAAGAAGGAAACGCAAGCUUCGAUCACAAGUGGCAUGUUCACGAAACACCAGCGGCUGCCUAUGAGGGUAUCGCCGAGGGAAACUGUGCGUCUCAGUAUGCAGGCGGUCACUACAAUCCGGAAGGAGUCGAUCUGAGUAUAAGAUACAGCGACGAAUGCCAACCGGAAAACCAGUUUCGCUGCGAGUUGGGAGACAUGAGCGGAAAGCAUGGGAAAUACACCAUCAACACGCUCGAUUCUGCGGCCGGAAGAAAACUCAUGUACGACACUUCGCUGCCUCUAAUCGGAAAAAACGGCGUUAUUCGUCGCUCUGUUGUUAUACACGCAGCUAACGGUGGCGGUCCCCGCAUAGCGUGCGCUACUCUGUACCCGGGCGGUACUCGAGCACUCUCUUUCACAUUCAGAAAGCCGGCAGUGUUGGACGAAGAUGACAUCAGACGGACGAUUGCAAAGUCGCUUUCUCGACCCAACUCCGACGUACAACACCUCUAUCUCUCUGUUGACGACACUACCGACUGUGUCUGUGCGACGUUUGCAGUGCCAGCUGCCGUGGUAAAACAACUAAAGGGCGCAGACUUCGCGUCUUACCUAAAACAUCGCGGCGACGUCUGUGGAAAGUAUAUUGUCGAAACCGAAUGCCAAAACAGGCCAAACGUCGACAAAGACGCGCUAGCCGUCGUUCACAUCAACGGCAACGGCAUUACGGGCGAACUGGACAUUGACGGGAUGCUCGACGGCAACGUGUCGUUUCGUUUCAGGUCGUUGAAGGCGUUCGGUCGGUCGAGAGUCGACGACGUGGCGGUGGCCGUUCAUACGUUACCGCCUCUGUAUCGAGGACGUUGUACUGAGGCCGAACUGGGACCCGUAUACGAUCCGACUCGGGCGACCGUUAGUUCGGACUACGAAACUAGAUGUCGAUCGAGCCCGUCGGACUGUGCGGUGGGAGACCUGAGAUGGAGACUGGGUACCCUCGGUGCUGGCAAGCGAAUGACGACGGCGUUUCCUCAGAAACAAAACUUUUUGAAGGGUCCGUCCUCGAUGAUUGGUCGGUCUCUUGUCGUCUACAACGUCACUACCGGUGCUCCCAUCACUUGUUCGGUCAUCCACCGACGUCAUGUCGGUACCACCGAAUCGAUGCGAGAGAUCAGCUUAGAGGCCAAACUUCUCGCGCCAAUUGCUGGAAAAAUUACGAUGUCUCAAGAAAUUAACGACGUGACGGGAGACACGUAUGAGACACGAAUUUUAGUCAGCGUGUUUUCGAACGACGUGUCCGUUCCAAUUGGAUUGUACAAGUGGCACUUGACCAAAGACAAGCUUCAGAACAUUGACGAGUGCCAUCAAUUGGCGAAGAAAAGCCGGACGGCAAGCUGCACCGGUAAGGAUUGCCACUUCACCGACUUGACCGGCAAGCACGGGCACCUGAACGUGCCAUGGGGACGCGGCGAUCGCGUUCUAUACACCGACAUCAACCUACCUCUCCGCAACAUCACCGACAUGACACUCAUCGUUUCGGACGACAAGAAAUCAAACGUUAGCUGCGCGAGCAUCGACUUGCGUGUGGGCACGCGAGCCCAUUUUACCGGCGAAGUCAAGGGUACCAUCACAUGCAUACCGACCCACGGUGGAUCCAGCGUCGACGUCGAUUUGUCCAACCUACAACGACUCGCCGGAGGCUACCACGUUCACAGGUAUCCAGUCACUAACGGAGACUGCCACUCGACAGGCGGCCAUCUCAAUCCCUUCAAUGUCACUCGCUCUCCACCCACAGGCCACGGUUCGGACGACCAAUUUGAGGUCGGAGACCUCAGCGGUAUAUUCGGUUCGUUGGUGGGACGAUAUAGCGUUUCGUUUCACCGUUUCGCGCCUAACGUCUACUGCGAGAGGAUCCUCGGCAGGUCGAUAGUCAUUCACUUUGCCAACGGAAGUCGCUGGCAAUGCGCCUCGCUCGAGCCCGUUUUGACAGACGGGAGAACGCAAACCGAAUGGAAAAAGCAUUCAGCAGUUGCCCAUUUCAGUGGACAUUACGAGGGCUACGUGCAGCUGACACAAUGGGAACGCGCAGACGCUCAUUUCUUUACCGACACCGUUGUAGAUGUCAACAUCCACGCCAACGGCAAUAUGAGUACCGGACACAAAUUCCACAUACACCAGAAGCCCAUCGCCGGCUUCAACGAGAUGCUCGAGAAAAACUGUCAUGCAAACUUCACCGGCGGUCACUACAAUCCGUUCGGCAUCGACCUCAAGACUGGCUAUAGCGACGAGUGCAACGCACAGAGCCAGUUGCGUUGCGAAGUCGGCGAUUUGAGCAGCAAGCACGGACUCUACGCGUUCUAUUCGAAAGGACAGAACGGAAGGAGGCUAACUUCUGACGGAUUUCUUCCUCUGGCAGGCGAAAACAGCGUCAUGUUGCGAUCGGUUGUCUUCCACGCCGCCGAACAAGGAGCCGCUCGAGUAGCGUGCGCUACCAUUUACCCCGAGGGUCACAAACCCUUCUCGGUGACAUUCUCCAAACCGGCAAGGAUCGACCUGAGCGACAUUCGACUAUCCAUUGCUCACGGUCUCGAAGUGAGCCCGACCGAGGUCCGAUAUCUCGACUUAGACGUGGACCACAGCGGGCAGUGCGUCAGUGUCACGUUCGCUUUACAAGAUUCGGUCGCAAACUCACUAAACGGGAACGACUUCUUGUCGAGUCUGAAGUCGAACGGUACCUUCGGCAAUUACAAGGUAAAAUCCGACUGCUUGUCGACCGUAUCGUUCGAGGUAGCAAGCGCGGUACCGCCGGCGGUGCUGUCUGUGUGGGCAAUGAUAGCUGCGGUACUUCUCUCGAUCUACUUGUCUCAGUGACAGCUGAACUAUAUACAGGCAAUCGUGAUUGUGAUUAUCGCUUAGAGUGCAGUAUUGUGUAGAAAAAAUUUACUGCAGUAGUUGUGUACUGUGUAAUUGCAACAUCUUACAUUGAUUCGCUGCCGUCGUCUAGGACCGGCUCGCUGCCGCCGCCGGCAGCGACUAGCUACUGUAUGUCUUGUAGUAAUUAAUGCAUGAAAUAUGCACAAUAUAGCAAUAUAGACGUAC
This is a messenger RNA of Corticium candelabrum, 4228 nucleotides long. RefSeq lists its product as uncharacterized. Bases 551 to 4000 code for a protein of 1149 amino acids. The transcript is spliced from 16 exons. The record is from RefSeq and is a predicted model, not a curated record. NCBI's taxonomy places the organism in Eukaryota, Metazoa, Porifera, Homoscleromorpha, Homosclerophorida, Plakinidae. Gene Ontology annotation, molecular function: metal ion binding. Gene Ontology annotation, biological process: superoxide metabolic process.